Ichthyophthirius multifiliis is the source of this 1724-nucleotide messenger RNA. RefSeq lists its product as hypothetical. Gene Ontology annotation, cellular component: mitochondrial matrix. The record is from RefSeq and is a predicted model, not a curated record. Gene Ontology annotation, biological process: proteolysis; protein catabolic process; chaperone-mediated protein complex assembly. Lineage: Eukaryota; Ciliophora; Oligohymenophorea; Hymenostomatida. Gene Ontology annotation, molecular function: serine-type endopeptidase activity; ATP hydrolysis activity; ATP binding. The transcript is spliced from 4 exons.
CUAACUGGAACAUAUAAUAUGCUAAAAAUGUACUCAAUGAUGAAAUUUAUGGAUUGGAUAAAGUCAAAGAAAGAAUAAUUGAAAUGAUUGCAGUUAAUUAAAUAAAGAAUACUCAUGCAAGAAGUAAAGGAUUUAUUUUAUUACUUUAAGGACCACCAGGUACUGGUAAGACUUCUAUUGCUAAAGCAGUUGCUAAGGCUUUGUAAAAAGAAAGCAGAUUUAUAAGUUUUGCUGGUAUUUCAGAUCCUUCCUUCUUUAAAGGUCAUAGAAGAACUUAUGUAGAUUCCUAACCAGGAGUUUUUGUUAAAGAAUUAAUUAAAGCUUAAACUAUGAAUCCAGUUUUUAUUUUAGAUGAAAUCGAUAAAAUCUCUAGAUCUGGUAUGGGUGCCGAUCCUUAUUAUUCUCUUAUGGAAAUUUUAAAUCCGGAAGAAAAUUCAAACUUUACAGAUCAUUAUAUGGAUAUUAAAAUUGAUUUUUCAAAUAGUAUUUUCAUUUUAACUGCUAAUAAUAUUAUUAACAUGUUAGAACCACUUAAAAAUAGACUUGAAAUUAUUGAUAUCCCUGCAUACAUAGAAGAAGAGAAAAUUUAAAUUUCUCAAAAAUAUAUAAUCCCAAAAGCAUUAUAGGCGAACGGAAUUAAUCAAAAGCUUUUAAGUGUCGAUGAAUAAACAAUAUCCUUUAUUAUAAAAAAUUGGUGUUAUGAUGAACCUGGAGUUAGAGGGCUUAAAAGAUGCUUUGAAACCCUUUUAAGAAAAUAUGCAGUGGAACUUUUAUAAAAAAAUCCUUAAUUAACUUAGAUAUAAUAAAUAUAUUAAUAAUAAGACAUUGAAAAAGAAUAAUAGCAAUAAUAAUUAGAAUAACCAGAAACCUAAGAGAAAAAAUAAAAUAUAGAAUAUUAAACUAUAUUAACAGAUUAAAACUUAAACUAAUUAAAUUUACCUAUAUUAGAUCUUACCCAUAAAUCAGAUUAAUUAGAAAACAUAAAAAAAUAUUUAGGAGUUCCAUUAUUUGAUGCAGAAAGUGAUUCAAGAUUAUACAAAAAAUUUCCACCAGGAGUUAUAAAUAUAUUAAGUGUAGCUGGUUUUGUAGGACAUGUAAUGAAAAUUGAAUGUGUUUAUGAUUAUUCUUAAACAGAAAAAAAGGGAACAUUUAAUUCAAGUGGAAAUCUUUAAUAAGUACUCUAAGAAUCACUUACAAUAGCCAAAAUAAAUGCUUUUAAUUUUCUCAAUGAAGAAUAAAAAAAACAACUUUCUUAAAAUAAUAUCCAUAUACAUUUCAUGUCUGGAGCAGUUCCUAAAGAUGGCCCUUCAGCUGGUAUUGCUAUUUGUACUGCUUAUUUAUCAUUAGCUAUGGGAAUUUCCGUUCCUGCAAAUUUAGCAAUGACAGGAGAACUUUCCCCAUUAGGAGAAGUUUGCAAAAUCGGAGGACUUUUGUAAAAAGUGAUUGGUGCUAAAACUCUUAAUAUUGAUACCAUUAUUUGUCCUUAUUCUAAUAUGAGUGAUAUUCAUGAAUUUCCUAAAAUUUUAUUAGAAGGAAUAACUAUUUAUUUCGUUAAGGAAUAUAAAUAAGUUUAUAGUAUAGUCUUUGAAAAUAAGAGAGGAGGGGAAGCUGGUGUAGUUAUUUUGAAAGAAGGAAAAUUCUAAAAUUAUCAAGGAAGCAAUAUUAAUAUUUCUAAUAAUGGAACCGAAGAUAUAAUUUAAAAUCAAAAAGAUAUUAUUGUCUGA